Messenger RNA from Arachis duranensis, 862 nucleotides. RefSeq names its product ras-related protein RABE1d. The record is from RefSeq and is a predicted model, not a curated record. Gene Ontology annotation, molecular function: GTPase activity; GTP binding. Gene Ontology annotation, biological process: protein secretion; regulation of exocytosis. Lineage: Eukaryota; Viridiplantae; Streptophyta; Magnoliopsida; Fabales; Fabaceae. Gene Ontology annotation, cellular component: plasma membrane.
GAGUAGGAAAGAGUUGCUUACUAUUACGUUUCACAGAUGAUACUUUUACUACAAGUUUCAUCACCACUAUCGGGAUUGACUUUAAGAUUAGAACAGUUGAACUUGAUGGGAAGCGCAUCAAAUUGCAAAUAUGGGAUACUGCUGGUCAAGAACGUUUCAGAACAAUAACAUCUGCUUAUUACAGAGGGGCCAUGGGGAUAUUGCUGGUAUAUGAUAUAACAGAUGAGUCAUCUUUUGAAAAUAUCAGGAACUGGAUCAGGAACAUAGAGGAGCAUGCUUCCGACAAUGUUAACAGAAUAUUAGUGGGAAAUAAAGCUGACAUAGAUGAGAGCAAAAGGGUUGUCCCAACAUCAAAAGGCCAGGCUUUGGCUAAUGAAUAUGGUAUCAAAUUUUUUGAGACGAGUGCUAAAACAAAUUUAAAUGUGGAGAAGAUCUUCCUUUCCAUCUCAAGAGAGGUAAAGCAUAGACUUUCAGAUCGUGGUCCGAAACCAGAGCCUCAAACUGUUGAGAUCGGCAAACAUGAACAAACAAGAGGUUCAACUGCUUCAGCAACCGUGUCGCAUAUACCAGCAUGCUGCAGCUUAUGAGUUCUCAAAUAGUCAAAUGUGAAAUGUGUUGUUCAUCGUUUGCAAAGGCAAACAAAUGGUUUUCUAUUCAUAUCAUAAUUUUGCCCAAGAUUCUUUUGGAUGAAACCUCUCCAGGACUCAGAUUUGAUGUAGCUUGACAGAUUGCUUAGAUAAAUUUAGAUAGCUUAAAAUUGUGAGUAUAUAUAUAUUAGAUAAGUUUGUUGCAGGAAUUGAUUGGAGCAAUACUUCUUACAGAAUUUUAAUUCAGAAAUUGUGUACAAACUAGUGAUGCAAUA